AUGGCAUCUACUGAGAAUUUCAACAAAGCUCUCGUUCCCUUCAAGUACGAACUUUGUCCAUUGGGUGCAAUCAAACCCAAUGGGUGGUUUCGCGAUCAGCUUCGACUGAGUGCCAAAGGUCUGGGAGGGAACUUAUUCCUUUUUUAUCGAUUCGUCAAAGAGAGCACCUGGCUUGGAGGAACAUGGGAGUACACCCCCCUGAACGAAGCUGCACCAUACUGGUACAAUUACAUCGUUCCGCUUGCGUAUAGUUUGGAUCGAGAUUCUGACCCGCAGCUGUUCUUGGACUUGAAGAAGCAAGCGGACUACUUCUUGGACUACACGCUUGAGCAUCAAGCCGAAGAUGGCUGGCUGGGUCCGGAAACUACAUCACAUACCCGGGGAAUAUGGGCGCGCUGUUUGCUGCUUCAGGGGCUCAUGAAUCAUGCCAUCGCGGAUUCCUCAAGACGUGCAACGAUCCUAGAAGCCGUCUUGCGUUUUGUGAGGCUGGUUCGCAAAAUGCUCAAGAACAACUACCAGGGUUACAUUCCACAGAAGGAUGAUGUCUUCGACUUGCAACUUUUUGGGGUCGCUAGAGCUCAUGAACUAGCUCUUACACUUCAGUGGCUCUACGAUCAGCCCGAAAGCUCCAGUGAUCGUCACGGCAUUUGGGAAGUUAUGGACAUGUUGUGGCAAGGCUCUCGUAUCAUGGACAGAGAUUGGACGAAAUUCUUUGGGGAAGGCUUUCCCAAGACGCCUUCAGUCCGCUACAAGUCUCUGAACUUCAAGCACGGAGUCAAUGUUGCACAAGGCCUUCGAUACCCGGCUCAUUUGUACCGGAUGGAACCGUCUUACGAUCUCGCAUCUCUUUGUAGAGAUGCUGUUAAGAAGACCUUCGAUUACCAUGGCACAGCUGCAGGGUCGAUCAGCAGCGAUGAGUACAUCGGCGGGCUUUCGCCGCAGCGAGGCUCCGAGCUGUGUUGCUCUGUGGAACUAAUGUUCUCGAUCUCCUACCUUUACCAGCUUUUCGGAGACAACCACUUCGCCGAUAUGGUAGAGUCAGCAGCCUUCAAUGCCGUACCUGCUGGUAUCAGUGCAGACUGGUGGAGUCAUCAGUAUAUCACACAGGUCAACCAGCCCUGGGCCAAAGAGCUGGAGCUUCCAGGGGAUGAGAAAACACCAUUCUAUGACGUUUGCCGGUACGCAAAUGUCUUCGGGCUAGAACCCGAGUUUCCUUGCUGCACAGUCAAUCACCCCACUGCUUACCCUAAGCUCUUGAUGAAUGCGUUCCUCUGGAAACAGACCUCGGAAGGGAUGACAUCCAUCUUGCAUGCCUAUCUUAUACCAUCCAGACUGGAAACUCAGGAUAUCACGAUCAACUGCGACUCAAACUACCCAUUUGCUCCGUGUGCGCUGCGUUAUACCAUCUUCACUAGCAAGCCAUUUGAGUUCUUGAUCAGAGUUCCAGCUUGGGCCUCUCCGUCUUCUACAGUCGAGUUCAAGGACUCAGCUUCGCUUGCUUCAGCGAAGCCGCAGCCAUUCAUACAAAACACAGAGGACAGCAGCGGCAAUGUUCACAAGAUUGACAUACCCGCGGCCGGCGACUUUGAUGUGUUCGUCACGAUCCACGCGGAGGUUCGCAUCCAGAAGCAUGAGAAUGGCUCAGUCAGUAUUCACUAUGGACCCUUGCUUUACGCAUACGAGAUCGAAUUCAAAACCGAGAUCAGACUUCCACGCAAUUACAAAGACCAGGCUUCAGACUGCACCGAAAUCUCUUCCGUAGGCGACCGAGAUGAGGAGCCAUGGAUGACACAUACCCGCGAUAACGACUACCUGCCAACUGCUGACUGGAAAAUUGCCAUCGAUCCAACACAGAGUGUUGAUGUCGUAGUACGCAAGGGCCCUUGGGAGAAGGAAUGCGACAGGAAAGUUUCAGAACUUCCCGAUCCUUUGUGGAAUUCGGGAGCAUCUCCUGUGUAUCUUGAGGUCUCUGCUGCUUGGGUCAGCUGGCCAACUCGGAACGGAACUGCAGCAGACCCUCUCGAUGUAGAGAGGAAGAUUCAAAGUCAGCCUUUCAGAGCGAAGUUAGUGCCAUACGCAACUGCGAAGCUUCACAUAGCACAGUUCCCUGUCAUAGAUGCUGCAUCAUGA
Molecule: messenger RNA, 2130 nt
Organism: Colletotrichum gloeosporioides
Lineage: Eukaryota; Fungi; Ascomycota; Sordariomycetes; Glomerellales; Glomerellaceae
Exons: 3
Coding region: 1-2130 (709 amino acids)
Source: RefSeq, a predicted model, not a curated record